AGAAGAAGAAGCGUCAAUUCAAUUGAUUUAGUUUCGCCUAAAAUCACAAAUGUGUCUCUGAGGGCUUUUCAAUCUGUGCACAUAUGACAUCAUCUGUCCCGAGACCUCACAUAGGUUCUGAAACAUCUCCCCCCAAAAAACAUUCGGAGGACCCCUCUCUCUAUAAACAUGGACAGAAGUACAAUAGAUGUCAUGUGUACAGAAUGUAAAACAUAACAGAGUUAUUAAAUCCAUACGAAAUAAAUUAUCCACACAGACGACUAGGCCUGAGGAAAAAUGUACAAGUACCAACAAUAACAACAACAGUGGAUAUAGUAGAAUAAUAAUGACAAUAAAUGAAGCAAUGGUAUUAGCAAUACUAAAUACAAUGCAACACAUAUUAAUAAUAAUAAUGGUAAUAAUAGCAGGAGGUGUCAGCAGUCCAGAUAAAACCACGAUCCAUGUAAACCUGUGAGGGGAGAAAGUAUAAAGGCUCCAGAGGAGGAGCAACGUUAUUAAUGUGCAUUAAUCUACCCGAGUACAUGGCAUCAUAUCUUUUUGUUUAUAUGGAGCUUGUUGUUCCCUGAAUAUGUUAUUAGUUCUUGUGACGCUAGUUUUGAGGGUUACGACAGCUUUGUGGUAAAGUGUUUUACAUAAUUCGAUGUUAUGGUUAUAAGAAGGUAACAUGUUUGAUUUGUUGACAUGCUCCAUCAGAAUGAAUGAUGAGGUCAAUCUAAAAGUAGCUAAACGCUAUGACAUGGGUUAAAUCAUAUUCAACUUAUUUUAUUUUGUUUAUAUGCAUAUGAUUUGUUGGCGACUUUCUGAGCUUGAUGACCAUACCCUCUAAAGCCAUGACUUCUGUGUGACUCACUUUAAGAUUUCUCAUCAUGACAGGAUGCAGUUUAGGACAUCAUAAUAUAAUGCUGUAAACCCAGGAUUAAUGGCACAAAAUGCAAUCUAGCCAACUCAACCGUGUACGAUUAGAGUGGCUGAAAGUGGCAAGAUGUCGGUGACGGCAGUGUUCUGCAGCGGUGACGUCACAACGACGGAAGUUAGCUGCUUACUGGUUCUCUCGACAAAAAGCCAAUGAGAUUUUUUCCAUUGGCUUUUUGAAAUAUUGCGAGAAAAAAAGAUUUAUAGGCCUACUUGCAUGUUUAGUUCGGCAAAAUACUCCCUAACAACUGAACACCAUUGUUAUGAUUUUGAAGUGAAUAGUCAGCAGAAGAUGAAAGCUAACGUAAAGCUAUAAAUGUGUUUGGCCUCACCACGAAGCUAAAGUAGGACGAGUGUUCUUCUGAUGGUGUUUGGUAGUUUAAUUCACCUUUUGUAUCACUUGAAAACGUCAUAAUUCACAUUUUUACGAUGAAUUUCACAUCGGAAGACAAAAAGUUAAAGUCUUAAGUUUAACCACAGACCUUUUUUCAGUCAUCUAGCUAAAAUGCUUUUAAAAACCCUUUCACCUUGUGACCAGGGAACUGGAAGUUACAAUAUUUUUUUGUUUUUUGUGUGUUUUAGGAUUUAUUCCUGCACCACUGUGUAGCUACUUACAAGGCAUUUAUUCACACCUGUAGCUAGAACGCUCAAUAUUUGAAUUUGAAUUUUGGUCCACGUUGCAUUUCUUAUGCACGCAGCUUCAUCCAUGCACCCUGGACGCCCUCUACAAACUUACAAUUUAACUUACUGACGUCAUUUCAACUGCAUGACAACAGACAGUACGGUCAUAUUCGUCAACACAGUCCAGAUCAGCCUCUACAUUAGACCUGGCAGUACCAUAUUCCUGCUUUACAUUGAAAUGGUAACAAAUAUAAAGGAAUCAAAGAUUGGCAGAGCCAUUGGACCGGGUAGAAAAGCUGCAGAAGUGGAAGAGAAGUUGCAGAUCCACAGAAGAAUAUACACCACGGCUUUAGUGUGAUUUCGAAUGUAGCUCAUUUGUACUUUGGAUGAAAUCUUGUGCCACAUGAGUUAAACUGUGAAGUGAUGGCAUCCAAAAUUAUGCAUUUCUUGUGUAAGUGUACUUCAAGGCACGACUACUAUGCUGGGAUUACUUCUGAGUCUUUACAGUGUUCUUCAGGAAUGUCCUGAAUUGUAAACCUUAAACUUUCAGUACAUCACUGUCAAAAGAGAAAUGGGUCAAUAGAAUAUCUUUGUACAUUUUUACGUUUAUUACGUGUUUUAUUUUUGGGUUUUUCUUUUGAUGAAGUUUGGACCACAAUGUGUUGUACAUAAUCAGAGCUGCAUUUAAUGUUUAAUCUAAGUGUAAAUUGAUCAUUUUAAAUUUUUGCUUUGAGAUAAUAGCAUGCACAGUUUCCAAAUGUCUCUUUUUGUACACAGUGUUGAUACAUUAGGGCCUUGGACAGUAUGUCUGUAUGUGACCACCAUGUUGCUCUUUCCAAAACAAAAACAAAAACCAUCUCAGUUUCAAAUGCAGAGAGGAAAAGCUAAAUAGCUUGUGGAGAAAGAAAGAAAAAGGAACAUGAUGGCUUCCAACGCCUCAUCCAAAGCUAACUUUGCUUCAGACAUGCCAAUGUGGUGGUGGGAAAGUUAACAACAACAGUCGCAAUGUUUUUUAAAGAUAAACAAAGGGACUAGUUGUGGAUGAAAAGCAAAGUCUUGCAGUUUUUGCAAAGAUUCAAAGUGUCAUUUUUGCAUUUGUUCAAGUGUGUUGUUAGCCGUGCUCGUGACACAACUCUGAAGGCGCGGCCACAAAGGAAAGUUGCAGAGACAAAUUUACAUUUUUGAGCUAUGUAGGUUUCUAAAAUCUCUUUGACAUGAUGACUACUCGCGGGGCUACUUGGUGAGCUGCUGAAGCUGGCAAGCUAACACUAACAUGCUAGCCAGUUAGAAAAAGGCAAGCGCAAGUCGGUUAACAUAGCGUGAGCUUCUUACAUGGCCGUUCACUUCCCCCUAGUAGUUCUCACUUUUACUCAAUAAGCUGCGAUAGUUGACUCCAUUCUGGACUCUCCAGUUCUCCUUUCCCUCAAAGGUGGUUGUGUCUGGACGGUAACCCUCGGUGGUUGAGGCCAGGCUUCGACCUCGAUUGGUUUAGGAUAGCAGCUAGUCUCGCUCGGGUUUUUGCAAAUCCAGGUGGAGAAUUUUAGACCCUCAAAGGUAGGCACUGUCCUGACAUCUUGAUUUUGGUCAAUGUUGCAAGUUUCUAUUAGAUUCCUCUGAAGUUUCACUCCCUGUGAACAAAAUCCCACCGUUUCACAUUGUGGUGAGACGGUGAUCGGUCAGUCCUUGGUUCCAACACUCAAAUGUUGAUCAAAUACAUUUAGAUUAAAUCAGUUUACCAUCUAACACUUCCAUGUCUUCUAUACAAUAUGGAUUGUAUCAUCUAUUUAAUUUACACCAUCUGUAACUAUCGUUAUUGUUGCUAUGUUUUGUUCACAAAGGGAAUUCAACAGUGUUUGUACAAGAUAUAUCAACGUCAUAAAGGAGACCUAUUGGCUGUCUUUCCUUGAGCUGGUCCAUUUCGUAUUUUCUCUGGUCACAUGGUAUCGGCACUGGCGACAUGCUACACAUUUUACCACUGCGACCAUUCUCUGACGAGCAUAUCCAUAUGCUGGAUUUACAGCUGGUUUGUUAAGGGGUGACCGUGAGCGUCUUGUUAGUGGAUGUGUGUGUUCGACGCAGCGAGGGGGAAAAAUCAAACAAGCAUCCGGUUCUGUUUGGACUUUGGACCGUCGAACUGUUUGGGGACAAUAGAGGCAUGUCAAAAACGUUUAGUUUUUUCCUUAAACACUUACAAUAGGCUAUAGUGUACUGUACAUUAAACGUGUCCCUUAUGCUUUAACAGUGAAAGUACAACAAAAGUGAAAUAAUGGGAAGAAAAUAGACUUGUGCAUUAGAAGUAGUGUUGUAAUUAGUUCUACUUUGGCCAUAUGCCAACAUAAUGGAGAUUGCUUUUGUAAUUGUUUUGCAUCAGCAGGGGCAUGGCAGGAGGCAUCAGACCCAGCCAGGUCCAAUGGACCCUAUGAGACCUAAAGUCACAAGGAUAGAGUCAAUAAUGUGCAAUGGAGAGAUAAAAAUUCAUCCAAAAGGAGAGAGAGAAGAGGAGAGAGGUGCUCAGUGUAUCCUAAAACGUCCCCCAGCAUCCUAUCAGCCUAUAGCAGCAUCUCUAGGGGCUGGACCAGGUGAACCUGAUUCAGCCCGAACUAUAAGACGAUCAAGAGGAAAGUCUUCAGUCUACUCUUACAUGAGGUGACUGUGUCUGCCUCCAGGACUGAAGGUGGAAGCUGGUCCCAUAAAAGAGGAGGAGCUUGAUAACUGAAGGCUCUGGCUCCCAUCCUACUUUGUAUGACUCUAGGAACCACAAGUAGCCCUGGAUAACACUUAUAAGACAAUCCUUACUUUUCCAACACUCGUAUUUGAAAAUAGAGUUUUCGAGAUAUCCUGUGAUGGAAAUUGUAACUAAUUAUUGUCUGCUUAACAGAUGAUUCAGACCCUGAUCCUGCUUUUGUUUCUUUGUAAUCUCUUCCAAAAGAACCAAAUUCAGUUCAAUACAACAUUUCAUGAUUUCUUAAAUCAGAUCUUAUUUAAGAUUAUUUACAGCUCAAACAUAAGCAGUAAACCAGUUUCCUGCCAAAAUACCUGGGAGUAAAUGUUUGCAUUUUAUUCUAUUAUUUAAGAAACUGCAAACUUUACAGCGUUACUUGAUCAUGUAGGUUAGCAUAAAAGCAAUGCUCCUCAUGUCCAGGUUAUUCCUUACGCCGCACUAAACUCGAUUGUAGCUUAUUGUUAGGAAAGCCUAUUUAAUUUCGGGUGUUCCGUUAUUUAUUACAGGAGAUGUCGUUUAUUUUCUUACAUUUGCGGCAUAUGACUGCCACGGAAAUUGUAAAACGUAGUAAUGCACACUGUAAUAACCACAGAUCCACUGCUCAAAGAUGUAACAUGCACACCUGUCCAUUUUGUUUACAAGUUAUUUGUAAUUUGUAAAUGAUUAUCUUUUCCAAACAUUUUGCCAUUAUAACAUGAAUUGUGAAUACUCUCAGCCCCACUGUAGCAGCUUCUCCAUAGACCAUAGUACAGUGAAUGCUUUGGGAGGCGGCCAGCAGAUUGAAGCCCCACAGUGGGAACCCACUGCUGUGGAACAUCACCCUCUAGACAGCAGUGAACGGGCUGGUGAGGAGUUCCUGAGAUGCAUCGCAGCCAACAAGCCUUUCCCGGACUACCUGAAGGUGAACAUGGCGUUCAACCUGGCUGACGCGUUCAAGUCGGCCGAUGUCCUGAAAGAGGUUCUCAAAUCGGACCCCGAGUUCCAGAAGCUCGCUCCCAGGAGCAAAAGCCGCAGUCGGAGCCGCGGCAAAUCUCGAGCCAAGAGUCGCGCACGGAGCAAAAGCCGAGCGUCCAGCCGGAGCCGAGCGAGGAGCAAGAGCCGUACGCGGGGGAAGAGCCGUACGCGGGGGAAGAGCCGGGCGAGGAGCAAGAGCCGGGCGAGGAGCAAGAGCCGGGCGAGGAGCAAGAGCAGGGCGAGGAGCAAGAGCAGGCAUCGCAGUCGCAGUGGGAGUCGGAGCCGAAGCAAGAAGAAGAGUCACGUGCGGAGCAAGAGCCGGGCCAGGAGGUCCAGGUCGCGAAGAAGCAGCAGCAGCAGCGGCGGUGAAAAGAGCCACGGCAAAGAGAAGAAGAGAAAGAGGAGCCCCAGCAGCCUGUUGGAAGGCCUGAAGCUGGUCAUGAACAGCAAAGAGCUGGACGAGCGCUUGCCCACCCUCAAAGAUGCCAUCCUCACUAUUCAGGCCUCGGGUGAAAGCAAAAAAGUGGCGUGCGCGCCCACCGAGGACCGACCUCGGCGGCGCGACUGCGCCGAGAGCUCGCCGCCGUUGGACAGCGACAGCAUGCUCCUCCCCCACGACAGAGUGGGCAGCGACUUCUCGUGGCUCCAGGCGCACACGACUCCUCCCGCCGCCGUCGCGGUGAAAGUGGAGGAGCUCGAAGACGAAGAGUCGUUCCUGUACGGGAAUGAAGACGCCAGGGGAAAGCGGGCCGACGGAUCCUCCGCCGCGCUCCUCGCCUCAUUUCCCCAGGGUAGCGAGCAGGCCGACCGACAGGAAGCGGCGAGCGCCGGCGGUCAGCAACACCAACAGAGCAGGUCCAUACUCGCCGAUCUGGACAGCAGCGAGUUUGAGAAGAUCAGGAACAUAUUAAAAAGUCUGGGCUCGGCAGACGUCAGCGAGAUGAUGGUGAAGAUGCAGCCGUCGGCCGCGCUUCCCGCUUCCGACCGGACAGCGGCAGGCCUCGCGCUGCCGGCUCUGCGUAACCCCAAUGUACGACUCGCCCUGGAGUCUCUACAGUCACUGAUCAGAGCGACAAAAGAGAAGCGUGAAAAAAGCGAUGGCAGUGGCACAUCUCAGGCAUCCCCCGAUAAACACAAGGCGGGUGACGACGAGGAAAGGAAGAACGAAAAACAAGCCAGAAUAAGUCAAAUGGAAUCCUUGAUGAAGGAACUGGAGGGGUUGAUGAAGCGGGACGGGUUGAGUUUUCUGAGGCCAGUCAUUGGGUUUUACUGCCAGAAAUGUGAGGAGUUCAUUGGAGAUUUGAAUUGUGCUGACAAGCACGCAGCCAGCCACCGCCAAGGCAACUCCAGCAGUCAGAAAGUGCACAAGGACAACAAGCCCGCAGGAGACGGCAAGGGACACUCGCGCCAAUUCAGCAACAGCACUCCGCACCCUCACCCCUCGGACCGGCCGGGGGAUCACAGGGACUCGGCCCCCAGCAGAGACACGGGGGACCACCGGAACCACAGAGACCACCAACCAGACUGGAGGGACGAGAGAGACCCCUGGAGCAAACACCACCAGCACCAAGGCGACGGCAGGGCCCACAGGGCCGGGCAGGAUGAGGAGAUGAGGCAGGAGAGGAUGCUCAUCACGGUGUCCCGCGGACUGACUCCUCCCCCGGGCGGCAGGGCCAAGGAGGAGGCCGACGAGGAGCCGACGAGCCACGGCAAAGUCAAAGUCGAAGACAAGGGCAAAUCAUCCAAGGGCAACCGAGCCGUGGAGGAAAGCAGCGACAGCAGCGACGACAACCACAAGGGAAAACCGAAGAAAGCCAAAUCCCAGAAAAAGAAGAAGAAGAAGAAGGAGAAAAAGAAGAAGAAGGAGAAGAAGGAGAAGUCGUGACCGUCUAAUGCUCCUAAACGUAACGUCUGUUUCUUGGUGUGGUCAGAAGAGGGAGGUAGGCCUCGGGCAGGGAUUCAUCGUGGGGCUUAAAGGAACGGCCUGACAUGUCGGGGCGGACCUUUGACCCCAACCAGAGGUCAAAGGUGAAGAUUAACAUCACUUUGAUCCUUGUGCGUCUGGUGUAGAGUUGUUUUUGGAGGUGCUUCCGGUGUUUGUGCCAACGGAGGCCAAAUGCUUCAGAGACCGACCGGACGCACAGAGAUGAAAUCCAUCUGAAUUAUUAUUCUUUUUUUUACAUGGCAAUUGAUAUGUUUAUACAUGGUCCUGUAUACAUUGUGUCGUGUUCAUGUUUCACCUCUGUUUUGAAUUAUUUUUGUAUAAAACAAAUCCGUUCUCAGUACCAUUUCACCCGUGUGAAUAUUUUCAAUAAACAUUGAAAGGUUUAGGAAUGUGAGAUGUGUAUUUUGCAGCUAUUUUCCAUUUUGUUACUCGUCUGCAUUUUGAUCUGAAAUACAAGAUGACACAGCA
Messenger RNA from Pseudoliparis swirei, 7622 nucleotides. RefSeq lists its product as uncharacterized. Bases 4950 to 7094 code for a protein of 714 amino acids. The transcript has 8 exons. NCBI's taxonomy places the organism in Eukaryota, Metazoa, Chordata, Actinopteri, Perciformes, Liparidae. Gene Ontology annotation, cellular component: nucleoplasm. The record is from RefSeq and is a predicted model, not a curated record. Gene Ontology annotation, biological process: negative regulation of DNA-templated transcription; positive regulation of DNA-templated transcription.